Molecule: messenger RNA, 1839 nt
Organism: Pseudozyma flocculosa PF-1
Lineage: Eukaryota; Fungi; Basidiomycota; Ustilaginomycetes; Ustilaginales; Ustilaginaceae
Exons: 7
Coding region: 1-1839 (612 amino acids)
Biological process (GO): regulation of DNA-templated transcription; nuclear-transcribed mRNA poly(A) tail shortening
Cellular component (GO): P-body; CCR4-NOT core complex; nucleus
Source: RefSeq, a predicted model, not a curated record
AUGGCGGCAAGAAAGUUGCAAACCGAGAUCGACCGGACCUUGAAGAAGGUCGCGGAAGGUGUCGAGAUCUUCGAGGGCCUCUAUGAGAAGCUUCAGCAGUCGUCGAAUCACACGCAGAAGGAGAAGCUCGAGUCCGACCUCAAGACUCAGAUCAAGAAGCUGCAAAGGCUCCGGGAUCAGAUCAAGACCUGGCUGCAGAGCAACGAUAUCAAGGACAAGAAGCCGCUGCUCGACAAUCGCAAGCUCAUUGAGACGCAAAUGGAGCGGUUCAAGGCGUGCGAAAAGGAGAUGAAGACCAAGGCCUUCUCGAAAGAGGGCCUUAUAGCAGCCGCCCGGCUAGACCCGCGCGAGAAGGCCAAGAUGGAGAUGUCCGACUGGCUCUCGGGCAUGGUCGACGAGCUCUCAAGACAAGUCGAGACGACCGAGGCCGAGAUCGAGGUCACGCUCGGCUCCAGCAAGAAGAAGAAGGGCAGCGCUAAAGACGAGCGAGUCUCGGCCAUGGAGAACCAGAACGACCGGCGAAAUUGGCACAUCUCCAGGCUCGAGAUCCUCCUUCGGAUGCUCGAGAACGGCAACCUCGAAACGGAUCGCGUCGAGGGGAUCAAGGACGACAUCGCCUACUUUGUCGAGAGCAAUGCUGAAGAGGACUUUGAGGAGGACGAAGGCAUCUAUGACGAGUUCAACCUCGACGACGAGGAAGAGGCGUUCGGUCUGAAGGAUAACGACGACCUCCAAAGCAGCCACGACGGCGCAUCUCUCGCUGACGUCGACGCCUCGCCGAAACCAAACGCCACGCCAUCAAAGGCGAGGCGAGACAGCGAGGUCGAGAUGAAGAAGGACGAGUCGCCGGCACCGUUGGCAAAGAAGGUCUCGAAAAAGCAGCCGAGCGAGCCACCAGCAUUGCCAAAGGAGAAGGCGGUGCCAGCCGCCAACUUUGCGCAAGCGAAAGCUCCGACGUCACAGGCUUCGGUCACCUCACCACCAAAGGCACCGAGCGCCGCACCGCUUCCGCCGAUCCGAUACGCGGCCGCCGCCGCGGCAGCCGUCGCACCUACCGCCACGUCCAACAGCACCGCGCAGCCGGGCGCGCCAGGGUCCAGCACAGAUCCAACGGCGGCCUCUCCGCCGCCAUCAUCUGCGGCGGGCACCGCGGAUCAGCCUUCGGAAGCGACGACGGCCGCAUCCCCGGCACUCUCGAACGCGCACAGCGUGUCGCAGCAGGCAUCUGCCGCCUCGCAUCCGACAUCGGUUCAUUCGACACCGGCGCCCGCCGGCGGUGGAGCGGGGACACCGGCGCAGCAGGCGGCGGCGCAAAAGCAGGCGGGCACCGAAGCAAGGCUGCCGAGCUCGCUGACCGACCUAGUGUCGUCGUUCGAGUCGGCCAAGCAAAAGUCGAUGCGCCGGGACAGCAACCUGACGUCGGUGCACAAGUCGCUCGAGUCGAGCUUCAUGAACGUGCCCGAGCCGCUCGACUCGGACAAGCCCAAGUACUACGUGCCCAAGAACCCGUUCCCGACGCCGGCCUACUACCCGCAGGCGCCCGCGUCGGUGUUCGACAACCCGGCGCUCUAUUCCAAAUUCGACGUCGAGACGCUCUUCUACAUCUUCUACUACCAGCAAGGCACCUACCACCAGUACCUGGCGGCCAAGGAGCUCAAGAAGCAGAGCUGGCGCUUCCACAAGCAGUACCUCACCUGGUUCCAGCGCCACUCGGAGCCGCAGGCCAUCACCGACGAGUACGAGCAGGGCGUCUACGUCUACUUUGACUGGGAGGGCUCGUGGUGCCAGCGGAAGAAGAGCGACUUCCGAUUCGAGUACCGGUGGCUCGAGGACAACUGA